Molecule: messenger RNA, 972 nt
Organism: Pyricularia grisea
Lineage: Eukaryota; Fungi; Ascomycota; Sordariomycetes; Magnaporthales; Pyriculariaceae
Exons: 1
Coding region: 1-972 (323 amino acids)
Cellular component (GO): cytosol
Molecular function (GO): aldose reductase (NADPH) activity
Source: RefSeq, a predicted model, not a curated record
AUGCCGUCAACAUUAUCCAACAAGACCUUCAAGCUCAACAACGGCGUCGAGAUCCCCGCCGUGGGAUUCGGUACCUUUGCGGCCGAGGGCCAGCCCGGCCAGACCUACAGCGCAACCAAGGCGGCGCUCGAGGCCGGCUACCGCCACCUCGACUGCGCGUGGUACUACCAGAACGAGGACGAGAUCGGCAACGCCAUUGCCGACUUCCUCAAGGAGAACCCAUCAGUGAAGCGCGAGGACCUCUUCAUCUGCACAAAGGUCUGGAACCACAUGCACGCGCCCGAAGACGUCAAGUGGUCGCUCGAAAACUCUCUCAAGGCGCUGAAGCUCGACUACGUUGACCUUUUCCUCGUCCACUGGCCCAUCGCCGCCGAGCGCACCGAGGACCGCCAGGUCAAGCUCGGCCCGGAUGGCAAGUACGUCAUUAACAAGGAGCUGACCGAGAACCCGGAGCCGACAUGGCGGGCAAUGGAGGAGUUGUACGAGGCCAAGAAGGCGCGCGCCAUUGGCGUUUCAAACUGGACCAUCGAUGGCCUCAAGAAGCUGUUCGCCAUUGCAAAGGUCAAGCCUGCCGUCAACCAGAUCGAGAUUCACCCUUACCUGCCCAACGAGGAGCUUGUGCGCUUCUGCCUUGACAACGAUGUUCUCCCGUCUGCAUACUCGCCGCUUGGCUCGCAGGACCAGGUUCCCACGACCGGCGAGCGGGUGCGCGACGACCCGGGCCUGAACGCCGUGGCCAACCGCAGCAACCUCACGCUCGCGCAGGCGUUGCUUGGCUGGGGUGUCAAGAGGGGUUACGUCGUGCUGCCCAAGAGCUCGACCCCCUCCAGGAUCAAGUCUAACAUUGAAGUGCCCGACCUGUCGGACGCCAAUUACGAGGACCUGUGGAAAGUUGCAAACGGUCGCAAGCCCACGAGGUUUGUUGACAUGAAGGACACUUUUGGUUACGAUCUCUGGAAGGACAGCCAAUAG